CGAAACUGGCCGGAACUUUGCAGCUUUGUAUCACGUUUUUAACCCAGAUAUCACGUACACAGGAGAAUAUAAAUGUUACUAUGCUGAUAAUGAUCAUUUUGGGACCAAAGUUUAUAUCUAUAUUAGCGAUCCAAACAAUUUAUUUGCACCAACAUGGACAGAAUUUCUGAAUUUGACAAUCUACCACUAUAGAAAGUCAUAUCUACCUUGUCGGGUAACAGAUCCGUCUACGAAAGUCAAAUUGCUUAAUACUGUUGAAAAUAAGGAGGUUGAGGUCGGAGACAGUACUGCUGUGUCUUAUGACCCAAGACUUGGUUUUAUACUGCUCUACCCUAACCAGUUCUUUGAUGGCCAAUUCGAAUGUAAAGCAACAUCCAAAGAUGGGAAAGAAGACUCCCUUAUUAUGGUUCUCAGGUACCUUAGAUCAACAUCAGUACCACAGCCAGCCUUAAUAAUAUCUAAAACAACAGUAAUGAUAGGUGAGGAAUUUGAAAUCCAGUGCAGGGUAUAUAUUGAUAGAGGAGCUACAUUUGUUAUGAACUGGUCAUACUCAUCAAAUGAGAGAUCAGAUCGACUACAUUAUACAGAUCCAAUAACAGAGGUUAAGUCAGAAACUGUCGACUUUGAUGUUUUGUACAGCAACAUGGUCGUAACAAAUGCUAAAAAGAGUGACGAAGGAGAAUACACGUGUAAAGUGCUGACGCAUGAUGGAAAACAAAAUAAUGUCAGCACCGUAAUAAAUGUAGUGGAUUUUGUAUCAUUAGUAAUUGCUUGGUCAAUAGUGUAUGCAGAAGAAGGUAAACGGGUAACCUUGAGAGCUGACUUUAAUGGAAAUCCCUUCCUUCCCACAAUUACAUGGUGGCGCGGGAAUAACCAGCUUCAUAAUGUGGACGGAAACGAGACUAUAACCACUACGACGAACACAACUGCUUAUUCCAUCAAGAGAGUGGCAAAAUAUAUGACUGGAACAUACACAGUUAAAGCUGAAAGCACCAUUUUAGUAACUAAAGAUAUUAAAUUGGUUGUUAGAUGUAAACCUUUAGUAGAGAUAAAGUCAGAUAAAGCAGGGGACUACUACCAAUAUAACAAAUUUUAUACUUUAACAUGCAAUGUGCCAUGUGUUGACUCCGGUGAUAUACAUGUAUGGAUGGAGUUUUCACCAUGUGACAUAAAUAUGUGUUAUAACCAGACCAGACAACAAUGGAGAAAUAAAACAGACGUCGAGUCUCUGAAAGGGAGGAAUUUGCGUUUAACUUACUUAGCUGAACAGACGGAAGUAAUAAGGUGUAGAGCUAAAAAUAAAAUAGGAAAUACAAUAUCUGCAAACGAAAUUGUAAAGAUUAAAGGCAAGCGCAUGAUACAAUCUCCGUUUUCCCUGACUGUUAAGCUGGUUAUUCAUUCAAUACAACUAUCGGAUACUGGUUCUUAUAUUUGUCUUGGUACUAAACCUGAUAGCAGUAGUCAUAUAGAGACAGAUAGAACAGAAAGAAAUAUUAAAGUUAGAGGGUUAGUAAAACCUCAUUUGGUAGAAGGACAGCAUGACCAAGAAACAAGAAUUAAUAUCAAAGAGGGCAUAUCUUACAAAGUGGCUGAUUGUGAAAUGGUAGGAACACCAGAACCAAGCUUUCGAUGGUUUAAAGACAAUACAUUAAUAGAAUAUACAAAUACUUUCGGAAUAUACUUCACAAAUGAUCAUAGGAGUUUGAGAAUUAAUAAAACUUCCAAGAUUCACCAAGGUGUUUAUAAAUGUGAAGCAACAAACAGCCGGGGCAUGGCUUGCAUGAAAUGGACAUUAUUUGUUGGCGAACAGCAUACAAUGCCGUUAAAGACACAUGACAUCAAAAUAAUUGUAUCUGUGGUGGUUGCAGUAGCAGUAGCAGUCAUUAUACUUGUAGUGUUGGUAAUGUGUGUACUUUACAAGCGUAAGGCUGUAGCACUGCAUAAAGAAUUGGAGAGGACAUUGAUGCAUCCCAGUGGAGACUAUAUUCCUGAUAUACCUAUUGAUGAACAAACAUCCUGUUUACCCUAUGAUGCAAAAUGGGAGUUUCCAAAAAAGAAGCUCAGACAGGGUAUGGUAUUAGGUCAGGGAAAUUUUGGUCGUGUCAUUAAAGCCGAAGCUAUCGGUAUACUGGAAAAUGAAAUUGGUUCAACAGUUGCCGUAAAAACGGCCAAAGAUUGUACAGAUAAAGAACAAAUGAUGGCUUUAAUGUCAGAGCUGAAGAUAAUGAUACAUCUCGGUCAGCAUCUUAACAUUGUAAAUUUACUGGGUGCUGUGACCAAGGAAAUCAAAUAUGGUGAAUUAAUGGUGAUUAUUGAAUACUGUCAUUUUGGAAAUCUUCGUAACUACCUGAUUAAAAAGAAGGAAACGUUUAAGGACCCUAAAGACGAUAAAAUACCAGAUAAUCUAAAUAAAGGACCUUUAGAGGAUACAAAUGGUCCUCUUUUGACCACGAACAAUCUAAUGUGUUGGGCUUUCCAAGUUGCAAGAGGAAUGGAAUACUUGGCUUAUAAAAAGUACAUUCACAGAGAUUUAGCAGCUAGGAAUAUUCUGUUAGCACAUGAUAAUGUUGUGAAGAUCUGUGAUUUUGGACUUGCUAAAGCCUGUUAUAAGAAUCCCGAGUAUCAUAAAAAGGGGGAUGGACCAGUUCCAGUGAAAUGGAUGGCAAUUGAGUCUUUAACACAUCAAAUCUACACCACUAAAAGUGACGUAUGGUCCUAUGGUGUGUUCUUAUGGGAAAUAUUUUCUUUAGGCGGUACACCCUACCCUAGCAUUGAAAUCAAUGAAAAAUUUAUCAACUUACUGAAGGAUGGUUAUGUGAUGGAGAACCCAGAAUAUUCGUCAGAUGAAUUGUAUAAAAUUAUGAAAGCAACAUGGAGGACAGAACCAGAUGAAAGACCAACUUUUACACAAUUGGCCUGUCAAAUGGGAGAUUUAUUAGAAGCUGAUGUUAAACAGUAUUACUUGAAUUUAUAUACAUCCAGUUACUUAAAAAUGGUGGAUUCAGACAAGACAGAAGAUGAAUCGAGCAAAGGGGCGUGUGGAUAUAAUGGCUAUCUAAAAAUGAAUGGUGAACCGUCACACUAUACAAAAAUGGAGCAAGCUCCACCUCAUCCGACUGAUCAGAAUAAGUUCAAUGAAGAUAUCGACCAUAACAAAAGCCGCUACAUCAACAAAGAACAGUUGUGUAAGGAGAAAUCUUGUUAUAUCGAACUUCAACCAUUGAGAGUAAAAUAAGAUUGUGAUAAUGUCAUAUCACGUCAAACAAAACCUCAACAACCUCAACAAUAUAGUAAUACUUCCACAUACAGUCAAAGAAAUGAUAACACAGUUACUGAGGAUUCGAAUACACAUUUCCCUGUUUCCACUCCCAUAAUUAAGGAGAGGAUCGAUAUCUGAUAAUAAAGCGGGACCAGACGACGAAAUGUGAAAUUUAUGUAUAGUAAAGGGAGACACUUUUUGUGAACAAAGAAAAUAAAUCAUGGCCUAUUGAUAAAAAAUAACAAAUAAUUCAGCAAUGUCAUAAAAACUGUUGUUUUAAUAUGAUUGUGUUAUAAUUUGUUAACAAUUACAUGGCUCUAUUUUUUAUCAUGACUAAAUGAAUGCUGAUAAUAGACUUUUUUAAGCAUCAGACAGAUUUAAACGGAUAAUAAUUCGUCAACAUGCAAAUAUUGUUUUAUUUAUUUUGGUGUGAAUAGCUAUACUGUGGGUUUCACAGUGAGUUCGCCUACAGGGUUUUUGAUUUUUGUUUUAUGUUGUUUGUUUUCAUGUGUGUUUACUGUUUGGUCUUAAAUGAUCUUGCCUUAUAUUUUUAUUCCCUAUAUGUAUGUUAAAGUUAAGAUAAAAAAUCAGCUAAUUCAUUUAUAUGAUUUUAUGUUUAUGUUUAAAGCAACUAUAUGCUCAGGAUAUUUUUGUUUAUACACAGUUUUGAUUUAGAAGAAAAACCGACAUGGUUAGAAAAUACAAAUAACAACACCAUUACAAACACAAUUCCAUUUUAAUAUUCUUCUCAUGGUUAGAAAAUACAUAAAAUAACAUCAUUACAAACUCAAUCCCAAUUUAAUAUUCUUGUACGUGUCUAUAAAUAAAACACAUAUCUUAUUUUUAGAAAUUUACCUGUGGUAAUAUAAACGUCACUUUUUGUGACGUUGAUACAUUCAUUUGACGCACAGUUCAUAUUUCGUUUGUGGUGUCCUGGUGUGCUGUCGUAAAUUCAUGGGAGGUGUCCGUUGUUAUUCUGCGGUUUACCUAUUAUGUCUGUUUUGUUCACGCAUCGUUGUAAAUAUAAUGGAAUUUGAUGCGACUGUCAUACAAGUGAGAGGUUUAGCGCUAUAAAACCAGGUUCAAUCUUCCAUUUUCUACAUUUGAAAAUGCCUGUACCAAGUCAGGAAUAUGACAGUUGUUGUCCAUUCGUUUGAUGUGUUUUAUCAUUUGAUUUUGCCAUUUGAUUAGGAACUUUCCGUUUUGAAUUUUCGUCGGAGUUUAGUAUUUUUGUGAUUUAACUUUUUACAUGUUGUAAUGUACUAUUAUAUUAUUUAUUUAUGUAUUUCUCUGUGCUGAGUGUUCUUGCGUUUGUUUGUACUGUACUCCUGUCACGUAGUGUUGUCAUUUCAGCGGUAUUUUUAACAUUUUUGUCAUACUAACGGGAGGCUAGCCAUAAAACCAGAAUCAACCCACCAUUUUUUCUUAAAAUAUCCUGUACCAAGUCAGGAAUAUGGCAGUUGUUAUCAGACAGUUUGUUUCUAUGUAUGUUGGCGUUUGCUUUUUUUGUAGUUCAGUGUUUAUGUUGUUCCGUUGUUUUCCUCUUAUAGUUUGUGUGUUUCCCUCGGUUUCAGUUUGUUACCCGGUUUUGUUUUUGCUUAAUCGAAUUAUGACUAUUGAACAGCGGUAUACUACUGUUGCCUUUACUUUUCAUCAUAAUUCAUGUGAUACCAAUUUUGGCGGAUUUCAUGAAUAAACGUAAACCAAAAAUUCAAAUAUCCAUGUAUACUUUGGCAAAACCACGAAAAUAUAUAUCCACGAAAACACCAUUUUUCCUCAAUCUACGAAAAUAAAUGAAUCCACAAUAUUUCAUUUUUACAUAUAUACUUCAUGUUGUACUCAGUGCAAAAGGAGUUUCGAUACAUCAUUAUAUUUUGGUUGAGUGUAUUCAAUAUUUUCUCGAAUGAUCGAGUGGUAUUAAUCAGUAAUAGUUUUGGACACUGAUUUAAAUUCUCAUUUUGAAUUUAUUACAUUCAUACAUUAGAUUUAUUUCUUAGUUUUAUAUGACAGGAGUCAAGUCAGAAAAAAAUGUAGUGUUUACAGUGUAUUUUUAAGUGAUUGAAGUUUUAUAUAAUUAUAAUAACUUUUAUUUAAGUCUACCAUAACAUAAUUAAGAACAAUUUGUAUUGUUAAGGUAAAUAUACUUCCCUUUUCAGUGUGUUAAUAGUAACAAUUUGUCUGGAAAUUUAUGUAAUAGACAUUAUUUAAUUCAUUCACAUGAUACGAUAUUACAGAGCUGGUAUUUCUUAUCAUGAUUUCCUGGAUAGAGGGUUGCUACUCACAAGGAAGCUGUUAAACCAAGAGUUCCAAUUGGUGAAGUUGAAAUCAUUCCUUCGUAAUUUUUACUGACGCCAUCACGAGUUGACCGUUAUGGAGUAUCCGUUUCAUAGAUUACAACGGAUGUGUUCCAAUUGUCGUAACUACAAUCCCGUUCCCUUUUCCCCGAAUGUGACCCACCGAAUUAGACUUAUUACCGGGUUUGUACUAAUAUUAGCAAUACGACGGGUGACACAUGUGGAGCAGGAUCUGCUUACCCUACCCAUUUUUAGUGGUGUUCGUUUUGCUCAGUCUUUGGUUUUCUAUGUUGUGUUUUAUGUACUGUUGUUUGCUUCUUUGUCUUUGUCAUUUUUUUAGCCAUGGCGUUGUCAGUUUUGUUUUCGACUUAUGAGUUUGAAUUUCCUUUUGGUAUCCUUGGCCUCUUUUUAAAACAUAAAACAUGUUGGUGACAUUUUGACUUCUCCAUUCUUUGUCUGUUAUGACUACAGGUUAAAAAGCCAUUUUACCAAUGGUUCAUUGUUUUUUUAAAAGAUUUUUCCUUAUCUGAUUAAUAUGAAUGACUUUAUUUUCUUUACCUGAUACGAAUAAAAAAUUAGAUGCAUGUAUAAUGUAAGUCAAUUAGACAUAGUGUGAAGUAAUAUUUUAUGAAUACCUUCCAUGAGGAGUGAAAACCGUUAGUAAUUAUGGGAAUGGUCUUUCAUACAACUAUUUAUUUUUAUACUAAUCUUUAUUAUUUAAUUUUUUACUCACAUUUGUACUUUUGUGAAAUGUAUAUAUAUUGAAUAUUUAUUCUAACAAUAAAGCGUUCGAGAACCUCUUGA
This is a messenger RNA of Mytilus californianus (California mussel), 6357 nucleotides long. Its product is annotated as vascular endothelial growth factor receptor 1-like. The coding region runs from base 404 to 3235 and encodes 943 amino acids. NCBI's taxonomy places the organism in Eukaryota, Metazoa, Mollusca, Bivalvia, Mytilida, Mytilidae. Gene Ontology annotation, molecular function: transmembrane receptor protein tyrosine kinase activity; ATP binding. Gene Ontology annotation, cellular component: signaling receptor complex. Gene Ontology annotation, biological process: positive regulation of kinase activity; multicellular organism development; protein phosphorylation. The record is from RefSeq and is a predicted model, not a curated record. The transcript is spliced from 21 exons.